GGAUUAUGGAAAAUUUUAAGUUGAGAGCAAGCAGUUGUGAGUGUCUCUCAGUCACUGGUGAGAGAAAAGGAGGGAGAGAGACCAAGGGUGAGAAGAAAUGUCCAACGCCAGCCUUGUGACAGCGUUCAUCCUCAUGGGCCUUCCCCAUGCCCCAGUGCUGGACGCCCCCCUCUUUGGAGUCUUCCUGGUGGCUUACGUGCUCACUGUGCUGGGGAACCUCCUCAUCCUGCUGGUGAUCAGGGUGGAUUCUCACCUCCACACCCCCAUGUACUACUUCCUCACCAACCUGUCCUUCAUUGACAUAUGGUUCUCCACUGUCACGGUGCCCAAAAUGCUGAUGACCUUGGUGUCCCCAAGUGGCAGGGCUAUCUCCUUCCACAGCUGUGUGGCUCAGCUCUAUUUCUUUCACUUCCUAGGGGGCACCGAGUGUUUCCUCUACACAGUCAUGUCCUAUGAUCGCUACCUGGCCAUCAGUUACCCGCUCAGGUACACCAGCAUGAUGACUGGGCGCUCGUGUACUCUCCUGGCCACCAGCACUUGGCUCAGUGGCUCUCUGCACUCUGCUGUCCAGACCAUAUUGACUUUCCGUUUGCCCUACUGUGGACCCAACCAGAUCCAGCACUAUUUGUGUGAUGCACCGCCCAUCCUGAAACUGGCCUGUGCAGACACCUCGGCCAUAGAAAUUGUCAUUUUUGUGACUGUUGGAAUAGUGGCCUCGGGCUGCUUUCUCCUGAUAGUGCUAUCCUAUGUGUCCAUCGUCUGUUCCAUCCUGCGGAUCCGCACCUCACAGGGGAGGCACAGAGCCUUUCAGACCUGUGCCUCCCACUGCAUCGUGGUCCUUUGCUUCUUUGGCCCUGGUCUUUUCAUUUACCUGAGGCCAGGCUCCAGGAAAGCUGUGGAUGGAGUUGUGGCCGUUUUCUACACUGUGCUGACGCCCCUUCUCAACCCUGUUGUGUACACCCUGAGGAACAAGGAGGUGAAGAAAGCUCUGUUGAAGCUGAAAGACAAAGUAGCACAUUCUCAGAGCAAAUAGACACUAGGGAAGAUUACAUAUCUUAGCUCUUGUGAAUAGUGCUGUGAAAAACAUACAGGGGCAGGUAUGUUUUGGA
Molecule: messenger RNA, 1109 nt
Organism: Pan troglodytes (chimpanzee)
Lineage: Eukaryota; Metazoa; Chordata; Mammalia; Primates; Hominidae
Gene: OR10G8
Product: olfactory receptor family 10 subfamily G member 8
Exons: 2
Coding region: 98-1033 (311 amino acids)
Biological process (GO): G protein-coupled receptor signaling pathway
Cellular component (GO): membrane
Molecular function (GO): olfactory receptor activity; G protein-coupled receptor activity
Source: RefSeq, a predicted model, not a curated record